Messenger RNA from Planococcus citri (citrus mealybug), 1974 nucleotides. RefSeq names its product Ceramide kinase (gene Cerk). The record is from RefSeq and is a predicted model, not a curated record. The transcript is spliced from 8 exons. Gene Ontology annotation, molecular function: ceramide kinase activity. Gene Ontology annotation, biological process: ceramide metabolic process; phosphorylation. Lineage: Eukaryota; Metazoa; Arthropoda; Insecta; Hemiptera; Pseudococcidae. The coding region runs from base 270 to 1796 and encodes 508 amino acids.
ACUCUCGUAAGUCGUACAGUACCUUACCUACUACCUAGUCAGUCAAGUUCUCUUUACUAGCAUAUGUUACUAUCAUGCUGCAUUCGAGCCAAGCUUCGUGUACAGUGUGGUUCGUUAUGUGGAAAUUCUCCUUCUACCUGUGGAUUUCGCGUUUUCAUUAUUCGCUAAAAAAUUGACGAAUGAGCAUGACCUCAUUGAGUGAGAAAAAUGUGAUAUAUAAUGGGUGAUUAAUAGUUUUAUAGUGAAGUUAAUUAUUUUUAUAAUUCAAAAUGAUGGCUGAAGAAGUGCCUCUGGAAGAGUUUGAUGAUCUAGAGGAGAAUUUCAUUCAUGAUGGUAAAACUUGCACGUGGAAGUUACGCGGGAAUAGUUUGACUUGGAUUUUCACGCAGCAGAAAUCUAAAUACAAUCCAUUAAUAACGACCGAUAUUAGAGAUAUAGUUGCAAUUCGAAGCGUAAAAACAGACCAUUAUUUUUUAAAAAAUCAGCACCAUAGUAAAAAUAAAGUAUCUCAUAGUUCAACAGCUGUAUUAGACGGAAGUACGUUGAAAAGCUGCAGCAGUUUGGAAAUUCACUAUGCCAAGUACAAAGAUACCAAAAUAUCUCUCCAGAAAAUAGUAUUAUGCCAUUCUGAGCCUUCGACUGUGAUUAAAUGGACCGAAGUUAUCAAACAACGGAUCGACAGUAUUACAAACCGUCCGAAAAGUUUACUAGUAUUUUUAAAUCCUUGCGGAGGUAAAAAACAAGCGCCGAAAAUCUACGAGAAAAUCGUGCAACCGUUAUUCGCAUUGGCUGAAAUCAAGGUCGAUCUCAUCACCACCGAGUACGCCAACCACGCUAGAGAUUUUCUCGUCGACAAUGGCUGGAAGAAUUACGACGGUGUGGUGUGCGUCGGCGGCGAUGGUACAUUUUCCGAAGUCGUAAAUGGUAUCAUUGCACGGAUCGUCAAGGAGAAUAACCUCGAUCCGAAUGAUCCGCAGUGUACGAUUCCUUCUUUGUUAGAUUUAAAACUUGGCAUCAUACCUGCUGGAAGUACAGAUACAGUCGUGUACUCUUUACAUGGCACCGGUGACGUACUUACGGCCGCUUUCCAUGUACUUUGCGGUGAUUUUAUUAAAAGUGAUAUAUGCAGCGUACAUAAUGAGAAAAAUUAUUUAUGCUGUUUCAUCAGCUUGAUUUCAUAUGGUUACCUUGGUGAUAUUAUCAAACAUAGUAGAAGUCUUAGGUGCUUGGGACCAAAACGAUAUGAUUUAGUUGGUGCUAUUCAAUUCAUCUUUCAUCAAUCAUACGAAGGAACGGUUUCGUAUCUAAAAGACUCGGAUGCUUCUCCAGACAUCAUAUGUAAAAAAAACGACUGCCAUUGUGCUUCCAAAACAAACGAAAAUCAACCAGAAACAAAAUGGGAACAUAUACGAGGGCAAUUUUUCAUGGUAACUGCGGCUAAUAUUUCGUGUUCUUGUGGCCGAAGUCCAAAUGGUAUUUCUCCGUAUGGUCAUUUUGCUGAUGGUUAUCUGCAUUUAGUGCUGAUAAGGCGGGUUACGUUUUUAAAAAAAAUUAAACUAUUGUACACCCUUUCUUCGAAAAAUCGAUUUGUGAACGAAUUAAGUUUUGUUGAAAUGUAUAAAACAAGAUUAUUCAAGUUUGAAACUGGUUAUGGAUCUGGAGUAAUACCAGCGACCAACAUAAGUUCAUGGAAUGUUGAUGGCGAAUUAAUAACCAUUCCUCAUCUUCAAGUUAGAUGCCAUCAUCAAAUAAUCAAUUUAUUCUGUAGAAGAAGAUUAAACGAGACGUCUAAAUGAAAUGAUCUAGAGAAGAAUGCGUCUGCAAAAAAUAUGAUUCAUAUUUCAAAUAUAAUCAGCUGUUAUCCUUGGGAAUUUUUUAAUUUAUCUCAACAUUGUUAUCAAUUUAUAAUAAUUUGUUAUUGUGUGAUUUUAUUUUGUAUUUAAAAAAUUUUAUAAAUUAUUUUUUACGUAAAAA